CCCCAUGAAAGAGUCGAACGCUGACUCAAACCUCUGACCUUAAAGGAUUUCAAUCCUAAGGGCUGGGCUGUCGCCUGCUCAUGCUUUGGCAUUCUAUGGGCCAUGGAUUCAGGUGAGCCUGAAGCUGAAGUUUGGGAUCUCCUGGCUGGAUCUGCUGUGGAAGCUGAGGUCAAGGCGCCUGCGAGGAUAGCAGCUACUCCUGCUCCUGCAGCUGCACCUGUUCCUUCUGUGGCACCUGUCGAUGUGCCACGAGAAAGCAGCAAGCCUCGACCUGAACAGACUGCUCCACGCUUUCGAUCUCGAGCCAGCGCGAGUCGGCUCGUUCCGGAGGAGAUCUCCCAAAAUCAGGAGCUGAAUGCUGCCAUCGCCGCGUGUCUUCCCAGGACGCACGACUUUGAGGUUCAUCGUUGCAUUUGGAAGCUGCGCCGGGCUGCUGCACGACAUGUUGGCUUGCAGCUGCCUGAAGGUUUGCAAGGAUGGGCCACUGCUUUGGCAGACCUUUUCAGUACCUUUGUACCAAGUGUGGAGAGCACGACGAUCUUUGGAGAAGCCAACUUCGGCGCCUGUUGCAUUGACGAUCUGGGUGCAACAGCUCUUGGGGUGGACUUUUUGAUCCACUAUGGUCAUUCUUGCUUGGUGCCAACAGACCAGACGACAGUCACCACACUCUAUGUCCAUGUAGAGGUUGAAGUGGACGUGGCACAUUUGGUGGACACUGUUCGACAUAACUUUAUGCCUGACAAGCGUCUAGCCUUCAUGAGCAGCGUGCAGUUCUCUUCUGGCAUGCUUCAGGCAGUCGAGGAACUGCGACAAGAGGCAGAUGAUAAAGCACGAGCUGCAGUGCCACAGGUGAAGCCCCUGGGUGUGGGCGAAACCUUGGGCUGUACCUCCCCAAAGGUGGGUGAUGUGGAUGCAGUGAUUUUCGUGUGUGAUGGACGCUUUCACUUGGAAAGCGCUAUGAUACAAAAUCCGCACGUGCGGGGUAGCUUUUUCCGCUAUGACCCAGCCUGCUUCACCUUGACGCGCGAAGGCUUCGCUCAUGAUGAGCUGCAUGCAGAACGACGGGCAGCCAUUGCAAAAGCAAAAGAUGCCCGGUUGGUUGGGCUGAUCCUUGGGACUUUAGGACGGCAGGGCAGUGUUGGAGUCCUCGAGGAAAUCGAGCAACUCUUGCAGAAACGAGGUGUGGCCCACUUCAUCAUCCUCCUGUCGGAGAUUUCGCCAGAGCGACUGGCACUCAUGUCUAAAGUAGAUGCCUGGGUCCAAGUGGCUUGUCCUCGCCUCUCGAUGGACUGGGGAAGCAGCGCUUAUUCGAAGCCCAUGCUGACAUCUUAUGAAGCUCAUGUUGCCUUUGGUGAUGUGGAAUACAAAGAUGUCUAUCCGAUGGACUACUACUCGAACAAGGGUGGCCAGUGGGCCAACUAUGGUACCCAUGGUGGACAUGGAGGAAGCCUGGCACCGAAGUUCCGGCAUCUUGGCAAAGGUCGACGCCACCAAGAGGUUGAGUACGACUAGUCCGCUGAAACACGGGUGGCUGCCCUGCGU
Molecule: messenger RNA, 1542 nt
Organism: Durusdinium trenchii
Lineage: Eukaryota; Dinophyceae; Suessiales; Symbiodiniaceae
Source: the annotation of a GenBank genome assembly